AAUAUAUGAACCACCAUUCCUAGAAUUCUACCUUAGUCUUUGUGUGUGUGCUACAACACAAUUCUUUGUUGAACCAAUUCCAUGAGCAGCAAAUUGUAUUAAAAUUUUGUUAAACUGUUGCAGAUUUUGGAGAAUUUUGUGCUUGAAUUUUGUCUAAAAUCCCUUUGUAAGAAUGGAAACAGAAGAAAAAAUUUCUGGUGCUACUGAUCAUUCUAAAACAAGGAAAAGAAAAUACUCAUUGUGUGAUAUUUCACCCAAGAAGAAGAAGAAAAAUAAUCUUACGACAAAUGAAUUAAAAGAAGAAGUAUGUAAACCUGCACAACCUAAUUUGCAUAAAAAGAAGAAAAAUAGAAAGGAAAUGUCAACAGAUGACCUGACAAAUGAGGCUUGUGCGCUUGAAAACCAUGAAACACCCAGGGAAAAAAAGAAGAAAAUGAAACGUGAACUGUUGAAUGAAGAAUUGAUAAAUAAUGAAUGCAAAUCUGAAGAAGAAGAAUCAAAAAAUAAAUUUGAAAGAAGUAGCAUGUUAGCGGAGGAAACAUUAAUAUCUGGAUUAGAGCAAAAUCUUGAUGAAUCCCAUAAAAAAGAAAGAUGCAAGAAUAAGAAAAAGGAUAAUUCAUGCUCAUCAGCUGAAAAUGGCAGCCAAUUUGAUCAUGACGUUUCAACCAAAAAUUUGAAGAGAAAGAAGAAGGAAAAACAACUGUGUGAGGAUAACUUAACUGGUUCCAAUGACAACAUCAAUGAAGCUGACCUGCUUUUUGAGUCCAACCUCUGCUCAGGUGAUAAAUCAGAUGCUGAUAAAAUGGAGCCUGUUAUUUCAACCAAAUUUAAGAGCUUGAAGCCGCUUGUUUCUAGCCAGACAAUGAAAGCCAUCCAAAGUCUUGGCUUCAAAAACAUGACUGAAGUUCAGAUGAAAGCUAUUCCUCUGCUGCUAGAAGGCCGAGACUUGCGAGCCACGGCCAAGACAGGUUCUGGCAAGACACUUGCCUUCCUUAUACCUGCCCUGGAGAGACUCGUGAGACUUAACUUCAAGCCCAGUCAUGGUACAGGGGUACUUAUCCUAACCCCCACGCGGGAGUUGGCGCUACAGACACACAGCGUCCUGCAGGAGCUGAUGAGUCAUUACCCCCCCCUCACCUGCGGGGUGGUUAUGGGGGGUACUGACCGCAUACAGGAGAUACUCAUGCUGGCUAGAGGCUGCACCAUACUAGUAGGCACCCCGGGGCGCGUCUUAAGUCACAUAAAGAAGACCCGCAGGCUGAGCCUGGCGCGUCUCGUCUGCUUCAUCAUGGACGAGGUGGACCAGAUCCUCGACUCCCCCUUCAGGGAGGCCAUGAUGGACAUCCUUCUACGACUGCCAAAAGAGCGGCAGACGUUGAUGUUCAGUGCAACGAAGACGCCGCGCAGCAACUCCCUGGCGAAGGAGGCCCUGAAGGCGGACUUUGAGGAGCUCGACUUGACUGGCAAAAAGGACGCUCUCACGGUGGACCACCUGCAGCAGUACCGUAUCAUUGUGCAGGGCAAGAAGGCGCAGGCUGAGCGCAGUCGCGUGUUCCGUCAGUUCUGCGGCGCGGCGGCGGCUGCGCUGCUCUGCACCGACAUCGCCGCGCGGGGCUGGGACGUCCCGGCGGUGGACUGGAUCCUGCAGUUCGACCCGCCUGACGACCCGGGAGAGUACCUGCACCGCGUGGGACGCACGGCGCGGGGGGCGCAGCAGGGGGCGGCGCUGCUGCUGCUCAGGGAGCACGAGCUCGCCUUCGUGCCGCUGCUCAUGGACACACGUAUCAACAUAACGCGCAUGGUCAUGAUGGACAUGAAGAAGGCCGCACAGCUCCAGCAUAAGCUGGAGGAGGUGGUGGAGGGCGUGGAGUACCUGAAGGUGCUGGCAAGGAAGGCGUUCAGAGGCUGCGUGGUCGCCUACUCCAAGCUGAAGAGGAAGGACGUGUACAACAUCUACGAGCUCGACGUGAGAAAAGUGGCCCAGUCGCUGGGGAUGAGUCAUCCCCCCGUCAUGUACCUCCCCAUCGAGUACAAGCGGGCCAAGGCCCGGCAGCAGCAGCGGGCCAUAGAGGAGGGCCUAUGGCCCGAAGAUGUCAACGCUUGAGUCUUGAUAUGAGUGUUGACAUGAGUGUUGUUGACAUUAGUGUUGUUGACACGAGUGUUAUUGACAUUAGUGUUGAGAUAAGUGUUACCACGAGUGUUGCCAUUAGUGUUGACAUAUGUUUUGUCUGUCAAGACAUUAUUACUCACAUUACUCACUAUGUCAACAACAUUCAUGACUGUAAGAAACUGUCGCUUCCAUUAUUAUCUCCAUUAAAAAUCUCCCCACCGCACAAAUGUCCAUUUAAUUAUCCAGUUAAUAAUUCAUUUAAUAAUCCCCACGAGCUGCAUUGCCAGCGUCCAGACAAUUAUCAUUUAGUUAUCAUUUAAUAACGUAUAUUUGUUUAAUUCGUAUAUUUGUUGUUCUAAUGUAAUU
This is a messenger RNA of Hyalella azteca, 2476 nucleotides long. RefSeq names its product ATP-dependent RNA helicase HAS1. Gene Ontology annotation, molecular function: ATP binding; nucleic acid binding. The record is from RefSeq and is a predicted model, not a curated record. Lineage: Eukaryota; Metazoa; Arthropoda; Malacostraca; Amphipoda; Hyalellidae. Bases 173 to 2104 code for a protein of 643 amino acids. Gene Ontology annotation, biological process: maturation of LSU-rRNA from tricistronic rRNA transcript (SSU-rRNA, 5.8S rRNA, LSU-rRNA). Gene Ontology annotation, cellular component: nucleolus. The transcript has 10 exons.